Plasmodium gaboni is the source of this 2331-nucleotide messenger RNA. RefSeq lists its product as hypothetical. Lineage: Eukaryota; Apicomplexa; Aconoidasida; Haemosporida; Plasmodiidae. The record is from RefSeq and is a predicted model, not a curated record. The transcript has a single exon. The coding region runs from base 1 to 2331 and encodes 776 amino acids.
AUGGAUAGUCUUUUUACAAUUAAUAUAAAUCCAGAUGAAAAUGUAAGUUUAAAUAAAGGAAAAGAUAAUAUAAAGAAAUAUAGCAAAGAAGAAAAUGAUGAAGAAAAGAAUGAAGAGGAUGAUAAGCUAAUAAACUUUAAUAUAAAUGAAAUAAGUAAGGAGAACCCUUUUGAAAUGUUAGGAGAUUUAAACGAGAAUCAAAUAGAACAAUAUAUGAAUGUUAGGAAAAAUAUAAGAAAAUAUAUUUUAAAAUCUUUUAAAAAAGAUCGAAUUAUAAAUGGGCGUCUAGAAAACUCAGAAAUAGAAUUUUUGUGUGAUAAAAAUAAAAAGAAUAAUGAUGAAAUCAAGUUGAUUUUAAAAAAAGAUAUAAUUAAUAAUGUAAUAAAUAAUUUUACUAAGGAUAAGCAGAAAAGGAACAAGGGUAAUGACAUGAACAAUAGAUAUUUUUAUUUAAAUCCUGAUGAAAAAGGAUAUAAUAAUAAUGAUGAUGAUGAUGAUAAAUAUAUUGAAGAAGAAAGGGAUGAGAAAAAUUUUAUGGAUUUAUUUAUGGACACCGAUAUGUUUGAAAAGAAGAUGAAUGAAGAAAUUGAAAGAAAUAAUGAAACGGAUAUGAAUGAUGAUAAAAAAUUAAGUGAUAAUAAUGAGGAUGAUAAAAAUGAUGAUGAUAAAAAUGAUGAUGAUAAAAAUGAUGAAGAUAAAAAUGAUGAAGAUAAAAAUGAUGACGAUAAAAAUGACGAUGAUAUAUAUGACGAUGAUAUAUAUUCUGAUGACAUAUAUACUGAUGAUAAAAAAAAUGAAUUCCAUAAUGAUGAAGUAGCCAUUGUAAUUUCUAAAAAUAGUGAUGAGGAUAAAACCUCUAUUACAAAUGAUAAUAUAUUAAUUGAAGAAAAAUGUAUUGUGCCAAAAAAGUUUAAUAAGGUACUAUCAAAUUUCGAGAAAAGAAUAAAAAGAUGGAAAAUAAAUUUCCCAGAUAUUAAUUCAGAAAAUAUGUUUUUUCAUUUAUAUUUUUUAUCAGAAUUAUAUAAAGAGAAAAGAUAUAUAUGCCAAAAUUGUGGUUCAAUAGAAUGUGAAAAAGAUUCUUUUAUGAAAGCUAAAUGUUUAAAUAAUUUCUGUUUCUUAUGUCAUAAACAUAUAUCAGAGAAUAUGUGUCAUAAUACGAGGUCACAAUAUGUAUCAUUUAAAUCGCAUAUAAAUUCAUUUAAUGAUUAUAGAUUAAUAAUGUAUCCAUAUAAUUAUAUUUCAUGUUUAAAUUGUUUUAAGAGAAAACAUAUUAAGUGUGGAUCGCCUCCAUAUAUAUUUGCAAAAAAUACCUAUUUUUAUAGAAAAGAUUAUAAUUUUAAAUCGAAUAGAGCUUAUGUUUUAUAUAUGAAUAAUCCAUUAUAUAUAUGGGACAUUUCAAAUGAUAAGAAAAAUAGCAUUGCUGAUAGUACUAAAAAUGAUAGUGAUAUAAGUGUUAUAAAUAUAAAAGGACAUAAAUAUAAUACCUUAUAUAAUCAUGAUAAAAUUUCUAAUAUAUAUAGUAUUGAUGAUUAUGAUAGUGAUUACUAUGAUCACGAUGAAUUAUUUAAAAAUAAAAAUGAAAAAAAUCAUACGCAUCAAAAUGAUACAUUUCAUAAUGAUAUACAGAAUAAUAAAAAAAAAAGAAAAUUUUCUUCCUACAAUUUAGGAAAUAAUAAUUCUGAUAAAAUGUUAAAUAAAAAAUCAAGAGAUGAUUACAAUCAUGAUGAUAUUAGAAAAAACUUUCAUUAUGAUAAUAAACAUACACAUCAUAGCAAAGAUGAAGAUAGAAAUUAUAGUCAUAAAAAUAAAUAUAGUAAUUCAUAUAAUAACAAAUAUGAUAAUAAUAUUAAUAAUAAAUAUAACAAACAUGAUGAAAAUAAACAUUAUAGAAAAGAUUACUCACAUGGUGACGAUGCUAAUUAUGUUCGCACGUCUAUAUACGAAAAAAAAAAAAAUAGUUUCUAUAUGAAUAAUCACAAUGCAAGAAAUAAUAAUAACGAUCAUAAUUUAUAUAAUAAUAAUAAUAAUAAUAAUAAUAAUAAUAAUAAUAAAUAUAAUAAAUAUAAUAGUCAAGAGAAACAUACGUCAGGUUUAUACAAAUACAAAAACUCAUCAAAUAAUAUAUCAAACAAUUAUGUAUCACAUAAUUCCUUUAAUAAUUUAAACACUACAUCUAACAAAAAUAAUAAUAAACAUAAUUCUUCACAAAAAUAUGAUAAAAAACAUUCUUGGAAUCCAAGAGAAAAUGGACAAAAUAAAAAUAAUAACAAUAAGAAAAAGUCUGAAAAUAAUUAUAGGAAAGCUAGCGGUUUGUAUAAAAAUGUAUACUAA